Molecule: messenger RNA, 1470 nt
Organism: Heterocephalus glaber (naked mole-rat)
Lineage: Eukaryota; Metazoa; Chordata; Mammalia; Rodentia; Bathyergidae
Source: RefSeq, a predicted model, not a curated record
AUGUUUAGUUUUAUGGAAGAUGCAGUAACAAAAGGCACAUUAAUCACCAAAACUUUAGUAAGAUAUUUCAUCAACUACAGUGUUGAAGAGGACAGAUUUUUCAACAUUGAUGCCAAUACUGGAAUCAUUAAAACUUCCAAGGUUCUUGACAGAGAAGAAACUCCAUGGUACAACAUCACAGUUGCUGCUUCAGAAAAUGACAAUCCUGGUUUGCUGAGCCAUGUCACAGUGGGUAUUAGAGUUCUGGAUGUCAAUGACAAUCCACCCGAACUUGCCAGGGAAUAUGAUAUUGUUGUCUGUGAAAAUUCUAAGCCUGGCCAGGUUAUUCAUACCAUCACUGCCACUGAUAAAGAUGAUUUUGCCAAUGGACCAAGGUUUAACUUCUUUCUUGAUGAACGCCUUCCAAUGAACCCAAACUUCACCCUUAAGGACAAUGAAGAUAACACAGCCAGCAUUCUGACAAGGCGGAGGAGAUUUAGUCGAACUAUUCAGGAUGUGUAUUAUCUGCCCAUUAUGAUCUCUGAUGGUGGAAUCCCCUCUCUCAGCAGCAGCAGCACCCUCACCAUCAGGGUUUGUGCAUGCGAGAGAGAUGGGCGCGUGCGGACCUGCCACGCAGAAGCCUUUCUGUCCUCCGCCGGUCUGAGCACUGGGGCCCUAAUCGCUAUUCUGCUCUGUGUUGUCAUCCUCCUGGCAAUUGUAGUACUUUUUAUCACCCUGAGGCGCAGUAAAAAAGAGCCACUGAUCAUCUCAGAAGAAGAUGUGCGAGAGAAUGUGGUCACCUACGACGAUGAAGGAGGUGGGGAGGAAGACACUGAGGCCUUUGAUAUCACAGCCUUGAGAAACCCUUCCGCUGCUGAGGAGCUCAAGUACAGGAGAGAUAUUCGACCGGAAGUGAAGCUCACUCCAAGACACCAGACACUAUCUGCCCUAGAAAGUAUAGAUGUCCAGGAGUUUAUUAAGCAAAGACUGGCAGAAGCAGACCUAGACCCCAGUGUCCCCCCAUAUGACUCUCUUCAGACUUACGCCUAUGAGGGUCAGAGGUCAGAAGCUGGGUCUAUCAGCUCACUGGAUUCAGCAACCACACAAUCAGAUCAGGAUUAUCACUAUCUUGGAGACUGGGGUCCCGAGUUUAAAAAGUUAGCUGAACUCUAUGGAGAAAUAGAAUCUGAAAGAACAACUUAGUGGCUGAUCCUUGGAAUCGUGUAGAUUUUACUUCCUGAGCAAGUGAAGAUGAACCUCAGCAAUGACAAGGAAGAUGCUUGCAAACUGUUCCUGAAACUGGACAAACUGUGCACAGCUCCUGUAGAAACAAGUGCCCUUUUUAUAAGCAAAACUGGGUUAUAUAAUUGGAAGAAAGUCAAAUAUUAAAAAACAGAGAAAAAGCUAUUAUUCCUUGUGUAUAUUUUCAAUUGAUCAAUAAAGUCUGUCGUACGUUUAAUUAAGAAUACCUGAAAUAAGCCAAACAAUGAA